AUGGAAGUUGACUGUGAGCCAAAUGAGAUCACUGAUAUGCCUUUUGAAGGUUCUGACUUUCAAGAUUUUGAAGGCACAGAUGUCAAAGAUAUGAGGCUAGAGGCAGAAGCUGUGGUCAAUGAUGUCAUUUUUGCUGUUGGUAAUAUGUAUGUUUCUAAAAUAUUACCAUGUGCAGAGGAUGUGGCCUACAUCAACGUAAAAAUCAAGGAGGGGAACAGAUAUUGUUUAGAACUCACCGAUACUGGACUUAGGGAUUCGAGUGGGAAACCAUUGCUUAAAGAACGGGAUCCAGAACUGCUGUACUUUGCUGACAUUUGUGCAGGGCCUGGUGGAUUUUCAGAGUAUGUCCUUUGGCGCAGGAAGUGGCAUGCAAAGGGGUUUGGGAUGACUUUGAAGGGCCAAAAUGAUUUUAAAUUGGAAGAUUUCUAUGCAGCUCCUAGUGAACUCUUUGAACCGUAUUAUGGUGAAGGUGGAAUAGAUGGUGAUGGAGACAUUAUGCGGCCUGAGAAUAUAUCUGCAUUCCGUAACUUUGUGUUGGAGUAUACAGACAGAAAGGGGGUGCAUUUUCUAAUGGCUGAUGGGGGUUUCUCUGUCGAAGGACAGGAAAACAUACAAGAGAUCCUCAGUAAGCAGCUUCUGUUGUGUCAAUUCCUAAUGGCACUGAGUGUUGUUCGAACAGGCGGACUUUUUGUCUGUAAAACCUUUGAUCUGUUUACUCCAUCCAGCGUGGGACUUGUUUACCUCCUGUACUGCUGUUUUGAGCGAAUCUCUCUCUUUAAACCUUUGACUAGCCGUCUAGCCAAUUCUGAAAGGUAUAUAAUCUGUCGAGGUCUGAAACCUGGAAUUGAAUCAGAUCGUGACUAUCUGUUCAGUGUAAACAUCAAACUGAACCAGCUCAAGAAAUCGAAGCAAGAUGUGAAUAAGGUCGUCAGUAUGUCAGUGAUGAAGGAGGACACAAACUUUUUAAAUUCUAUGAUGAGUUCUAAUGAAGGAUUUUGUGCAGUGCAGAUCAAGGCAUUAGCUAAAAUCCAUGCUUUUGUUCUAAACCCGAUACUAAGUGUUCCAACACAGGUGGAAAUUCGUAAAGAAUGUCUGAAACUCUGGGGAAUUCCUGACCAGGCUCGAGUAGCUCCAUCAUCCUCUGACCCAAAAUCAAAAUUCUUUGAACUAAUCCAGAAUAUGGAUAUUGAUGCAUUCAACUAUAAGCCAACACUGCUAACCGUUAAAAAUCUGGAAAAGAUCCGCCAAGUUUUUGACUACAGAUGUAUGGUUUCUGGAGGAGAACAGGUGUUUCUGCUAUCUUUAGGGCUGCAUCGUCAACAGGAUCCAUCUGAUGGUGGUGAAGCAGAUGACAGCAUACCACAGCCAGCAGGUCCAUUUGUUGGCGGUGAAGCAGAUUACGGCAUACCACAGCCAGCAGGCUCAUCUGAUGGAAAUGACAGCAUACCACAGUCAGCAGGUCCAUCCAAUGGCACUGAAGCAGAUGACAGCAUACCACAGCCAGCAGGUCCAUCUGAUGGCAGUGAAGUGGAUGACAACAUACCACACCCAGCAGGUCCAUCUGAUGGUGGUGAAGUGGAUGACAGCAUACCACAGCCAAAAGGUCCAUCUGAUGGCAAUGCAGCAGAUGACAGCAUAUCACAGCCAGCAGGACCAUCUGAUGACAAUGAAGCAGAUGACAGCAUACCACAGCCAGCAGGUUCAUCUAAUGGCAGUGAAGCAGAUGACAGCAUACCACAGUCAGCAGGUCCAUCCGAUGGCACUGAAGCAGAUGACAGCAUACCACAAAACAAUCUUGUCCGAAUUGUUGUUAAAAGUUGCAGUGAAACUCACCGAAAAGUUAUGUUCCAUCGUACACAGAGAUGGUGGAACAUGUAA
This is a messenger RNA of Protopterus annectens (West African lungfish), 1878 nucleotides long. RefSeq names its product cap-specific mRNA (nucleoside-2'-O-)-methyltransferase 1-like. Gene Ontology annotation, biological process: 7-methylguanosine mRNA capping. Gene Ontology annotation, cellular component: cytoplasm; nucleus. Gene Ontology annotation, molecular function: methyltransferase cap1 activity. NCBI's taxonomy places the organism in Eukaryota, Metazoa, Chordata, Ceratodontiformes, Protopteridae. The coding region runs from base 1 to 1878 and encodes 625 amino acids. The record is from RefSeq and is a predicted model, not a curated record. The transcript has 3 exons.